CACACGUCUCUAGCGUUUUUACCCAUUGUUUCUUGUUUCUUCUCCACUUCAAUUUCGCCAUCUCCAUCAAUCUCCAAAUAUCCUAGUAAUAAACUCUUCCUUUUCUUAAUUGGAUUUCUAGUUGUGGAUCUACCUUACAGUACCCUGAAUUGGAUCUUUAAUUUGAGAAUCCAUUGCGAGUUGCCACGGUAUCCUAUUAUUUUCCCUUCUUACGUCCGAUUAACCCCUGAAAAUGGAUUUGCUGCAAUCGUAUAAAGACCCGGACAUGGAAGAAGAAGAUGAUGAAGUUGAACGCCAAUCAGAUUCCCGACCGGCAACAACAACAACAUCAGACCAGGACCCGUCGCCCGAUUCCUCCCCAAUUCGGAUCUCCCUUCCCUCCAAGUCCACCGCUCCGAAAAUAGACGAUACUAUGCUGUCUCUUACCGUCGCUGGCAAGUUACAAUCUGAAGCUAAAAAACCCCUAAAUCCGACCCAGCAUGUUGUUUCGUUCAACCCCACGUAUGACCAACUUUGGGCCCCAGUCGUUGGCCCGGCUCAUCCCUAUGCCAAGGAUGGGCUUGCGCAAGGUCUCCGUAAUCAUAAGCUUGGAUUUGUUGAGAAUGCUGCUAUUGAGCCGUUUGUGUUUGAUGAACAGUAUAACACUUUUUAUAAAUUUGGGUAUGCGGCAGACCCUACUGAGAAUAAUUAUGUUGGGGAUGUUGAAGCUUUGAAGCAAUAUGAUGGUGUUUCUGUGUAUAAUAUACCGCAACAUGAGCAGAAGAAGCGGAAACUAGAGAAAAAGAAAGAGACGUUGGAGCAGCUGGAGAAUGAGGGGAAUGAUCUGAUGGAUUCAGAGGAGGUGGAUAAUCCGGCGACUGAGGCAUGGUUGACGAAGAAUAGGAAGAGUCCAUGGGCAGGUAAGAGAGAGUGGCUGCAAGGGGAGCUGACAGAGGAGCAGAAGAAAUAUGCUGAGGAGCACGCGAAGAAAAAGGGUGAGAAGGAAGGGGGCGAGAAAGAGAAAGGUGAAGCCCACGCUGACAAGAGUACUUUUCAUGGAAAAGAGGAGAGGGAUUAUCAAGGGAGGUCGUGGAUUGAGCCUCCAAAGGACGCCAAGGCUAGCAAUGAUCAUUGUUAUAUACCGAAGAGAUUGGUUCACACAUGGAGUGGGCAUACCAAGGGCGUUUCCGCUAUUCGGUUUUUCCCAAAGUUUGGUCACUUGAUAUUGUCUGCAGGUAUGGAUUCAAAGGUGAAGAUAUGGGAUGUGUUUAAUUCAGGAAAAUGUAUGAGGACUUACAUGGGGCAUACUAAGGCAGUUAGGGAUAUUUGGUUCUGUAAUGAUGGAAGUAAAUUCUUGACAGCAGGAUAUGAUAAGAACAUAAAGUAUUGGGAUACAGAGACUGGACAAGUUAUAUCAACUUUUUCGACUGGGAAGAUUCCGUAUGUAGUGAGACUCAAUCCAGAUGAGGAUAAGCAGAAUGUCUUGUUAGCGGGAAUGAGUGAUAAAAAGAUUGUACAGUGGGAUAUGAAUUCUGGGCAGAUUACACAGGAGUAUGAUCAGCAUUUGGGUGCAGUGAAUACAAUUACUUUUGUUGAUAAUAAUCGGAGGUUUGUGACUUCAAGUGAUGAUAAGUCAUUACGUGUCUGGGAGUAUGGGAUUCCUGUUGUGAUUAAGUAUAUUAGUGAGCCACAUAUGCAUUCAAUGCCAUCUAUAUCUUUGCACCCCAAUACGAACUGGCUUGCAUGUCAGAGUUUGGAUAAUCAGAUAAUUAUAUACAGUACUAGAGAGAGAUUUCAGUUGAACAAAAAGAAGAGGUUUGCGGGGCACAUCGUGGCGGGAUAUGCUUGUCAGGUUAAUUUUUCGCCUGAUGGGCGAUUUGUUAUGUCCGGAGAUGGUGAAGGACGAUGCUGGUUUUGGGAUUGGAAGAGUUGCAAGGUUUUUAGAACUUUAAAGUGCCAUGAGGGAGUUUGUAUAGGUUCUGAAUGGCAUCCGUUGGAACAGAGUAAAGUUGCUACCUGUGGGUGGGAUGGCUUGAUCAAGUACUGGGACUAAACCUUUGGAGCCAUUGAUUGCUGUGUGAAUUUACUAGCUGAACAACAUAUACGAGAAUUGCAGAGCUGUUAGGAGUAUAGUAAGCAAAUUAUAAAUGUUCAUAUCAGCCGAAGAGAUGAUUUCCCUUCAUGAUAAGGUGUCUAGACAAAUCAAGAUGAAGGCCAUCUCCAAUGUAAUCAUCAGAUCAUCUAUCAGUAUCAUGGUUUUUGUAUUAUUUUAGAUGAUAAUUACCGUUGCUAGUUUGACGUUAUCUUGGAUAUAAUUCAAUUUUUGGAGUAACCAUUUUUUUUUUUUUUUUGUAUACCACUUGUUAUCGUUUGUAACAUUAAUAGAUUGUAAUGAGUUGUUAAUUUCAAUUUGAGAUGACUCUACCCCUGCCUUUACUUUCC
Messenger RNA from Olea europaea var. sylvestris, 2421 nucleotides. Its product is annotated as pre-mRNA-processing factor 17-like. The coding region runs from base 233 to 2032 and encodes 599 amino acids. Gene Ontology annotation, molecular function: mRNA binding; protein binding. Gene Ontology annotation, cellular component: catalytic step 2 spliceosome. Gene Ontology annotation, biological process: mRNA splicing, via spliceosome. The transcript has 2 exons. Lineage: Eukaryota; Viridiplantae; Streptophyta; Magnoliopsida; Lamiales; Oleaceae. The record is from RefSeq and is a predicted model, not a curated record.